Molecule: messenger RNA, 1419 nt
Organism: Encephalitozoon hellem ATCC 50504
Lineage: Eukaryota; Fungi; Microsporidia; Unikaryonidae
Product: asparagine synthase
Exons: 1
Coding region: 1-1419 (472 amino acids)
Molecular function (GO): asparagine synthase (glutamine-hydrolyzing) activity
Source: RefSeq, a predicted model, not a curated record
AUGUGCGGAAUACUUCUUUCUGAAGAGGGGAAUCCUGUGCGUGAGGAAAUGGCUUUGCUUGUGAGGAACAGAGGAGGAGACCACCAUGGGAUGGUGCAUGUAAACGGUUCUGUGGCAAUCGCCUCGGUGCUUUCAAUAAGAGAGUUUGUUAAACAGCCUGUGAUUGGAGAUGGGUAUGUGCUUCUUUACAACGGAGAGGUCUACAAUGGACAGCCAAGCGACACUCUAUUUAUCAAGAAUGUAGUCGACAGCAUUUUGAACAGUGGAGCAGGUCUCUGUACUGAGAGGAUAGUGGACAGAAUUUACGAAGAAAUCAACAGAUAUGAAAAUGAGAUGGCUGUGAUAUUGAUGAUAGAAGACUACGUGUACUUUUUCAAAGAUGACAUAGGAAGAAGAAGCCUUGGAUAUGGGCUGGACCCAUUCUAUGUUUCUUCUGUAUGGUAUUCCGAGGAGAUAAGUCCGAUGCUAAUAUAUUCGUACAACAGGACGACAAAAGAGUUGAAUGAAUGGCCCAAGAGUAGCAGGAUUGUUAGGAGAUACAUGUCCAUGGGAGGUGUGAUACUAGAGUACCUCAACAACGAAAAGUACAUGAAGAAAUACCAAUACUUAAAAAAGCAUCUGGCACCGGAUUGUGGAGAAGAAGGCAAAGAAGACCUUAAUAACAUCGACGAUGUUAUCAACGAGUUCAGCAAGGCCUUCAAGAGAUCCAUAGAAAGAAGAACCACUAGGGGGAACAUCUGCAUAUUUUUCAGUGGGGGCGUGGACUCAAUGCUUGUGGCGGUAUUCCUGCACUAUUCCACAGACCCUCAUCAAAAGAUAUACUUGAUAAACACAUCGUUUGGGCCAUCGUGGGAUAGAGAUGCAGGGAGAAGAGGAUUCGAAAGCCUUUGCUCGAGAUUCAAGGAAAGAACCUUCAUCUUUGUUCCGAACGACGUCAAGAUGGAGGAGGUUAGAGCAUCUAAGGAGCACAUACGCAAGCUGAUCCACCCGAAGAGCGGACACAUGGACUUCAACAUAGGUGCGACGCUGUUUUUCACAGCAAGAGAGUCAAGAAAGUACAGCAAGAUUGGGUACCUUGGGUCAGGGGCAGACGAGAUGUUCGGAGGGUACCACAGAUACAGGGGAAGCAGGUUUAGAGAAGACAUGCUCUUCGACCUUUUUACCAUCUCGCAUCACAACAUUUGUAGAGACGACAGGGUUAUUUCCGACAAUCAGGUCGAGUGCAGGUUUCCCUUUCUGGAUUCUGAAAUGGUGGAGUAUUCCUUGAGAAUCGGAAGAGACAUCCUUAUGAUGAACGGAGACAAGAAGUUUGUCAUAAGAGAGGUUUUAAGGAGAGAAGGACUCGGGUGCGUGUCGGAAGUUCCAAAGAAGGCAAUGCAGUAUGGAAGCGGGAUAUUCAAAAUGGAAGGAAAAAUAUGA